This is a messenger RNA of Acyrthosiphon pisum (pea aphid), 1154 nucleotides long. RefSeq names its product ubiquitin-conjugating enzyme E2 J1. Lineage: Eukaryota; Metazoa; Arthropoda; Insecta; Hemiptera; Aphididae. The record is from RefSeq and is a predicted model, not a curated record. Bases 168 to 914 code for a protein of 248 amino acids. The transcript has 5 exons.
ACUAUUUAUUUGUCUGUUUCUCAUGCAUAAUAAAUAAUAAACUACGAAAUAACACGUAACUAAAAUUUUGCGUGUUAUUAAAUAUUACUUUGUAAUUGCAUUAUCCCGAGAUAUAAGUGAAAUAAUUAUUUAACAGUGAAAAAUAUACCUAUUUGAUUAUAAAAAAAAUGGAACCUCAAUACAACAGUAAAAGUACAGCUGUGAAACGUUUAAUGAGAGAAGCAAUAGAGUUGUCAGAGCCAACAGAUGAAUACAGUGCUCAUCCAUUAGAAGACAAUUUAUUUGAAUGGCACUUUACUAUGCGUGGUCCACAGGCAUCAGAGUUUGAUGGUGGUAUUUAUCAUGGUCGUAUAUUAUUACCAACUGAAUAUCCCAUGAAGCCACCUAACAUAAUACUAUUAACUCCAAAUGGUCGAUGGGAAACAAACAAAAAAAUAUGCUUAAGCAUUUCCAGUCAUCAUCCAGAAACUUGGCAACCGUCAUGGUCAAUUAGAACAGCUCUAUUAGCAUUGAUUGCGUUUAUGCCAACUAAUGGCCGAGGUUCAUUGGGAGCUCUUGAAUAUACGCCUGAAGAAAGACUAAGUUUGGCUAAAAAGUCUCGGAAUUGGAUUUGUGAAUGUUGUGGUCAGGUAUCUAAUUUAUUAGCUAAUAAUAAAGCAAAACCUUUGACAAAAGAAGAAAGUGAACUCAUAAAAAGUGUAACAUUUAAGGGAGAAGAAGCAGCUGAAAAAGUCUCCAAACCAUCUGACCAACAAAAACAGGAAAUGGAAGCAAUCAAUGAAGAACCAGUAGUAAAUAAUAUUUCACCCAACUUUUUAAAAGACGCAUUAUGCUCAGAUAUUGGAAUGUACCUUAUAUAUUUAAUUAUUGCACUCAUUAGUAUAUUAGUAGCACGACGUUUCUAUAGUGCUUAAUUUUAUUAUCUUAAUCAUUUAUUUUACUACAACUAUUAUCAACUAUUAUUAAAUUAUUUAAACAAAACAUUUUACCAAAAAUAUAUAAUUAUCCAAUAAAACAUUUAUUAAUUAGUUAAAAGAUUUACUAUGGACACCACUCUGCACUGUAGAUAUUUUGAUAAGGUAGUUAUUGUUUGAUUACAUCUAUACAAAACACUAUGAAAAUGUUUAUUAAUAAAUAUCUAAGGUUUAACUGGA